Molecule: messenger RNA, 1521 nt
Organism: Sordaria macrospora k-hell
Lineage: Eukaryota; Fungi; Ascomycota; Sordariomycetes; Sordariales; Sordariaceae
Molecular function (GO): protein binding
Source: RefSeq, a predicted model, not a curated record
AUGUGUGGUGAACUUUCUCCACAUGUCGAGUCACUCCUAACCCUACUCGAUCUCGAAGAUAUCGACAACCGCCUUGCACCGCGUUUCAUACGGGUGUUUUCCUAUGCUGGGAAGUACAACAUCGAAACUGGUCGGUUUGAAAGGGCACGGAUUUUGUUGGAAGCAGCACUCAGGGUGGCAGAACAGGCAUAUUGUCCGGGACACUCGGCGACCGUCCUUAUAGUUUCUGACCUACAACAGUUGAGAAUGUAUUACCACAAGGAUCACCCAUUUCAGAACAAAAUCGCAGGUGCUGCUACGCGGUUGUACACAAGCUUACUUGGCGUAUUGAUGAAUGUUGCCAAUAACAUCGCCGCACUUGAAAGCUACGGUCUCUCUGUCGAAAAGACCUUUCAGAAUCCAGCAAACCUAACCUGUGAAGAGGAAAAGGCGCUAUCAUUAUAUGAUGAACUGAAGGCACUGGGACCGGAGGUUUUCAAUGACAACGCUAGUCGCAUUAUGCACUUCACCCUCAACGCACCCCCCUGCCCCUUCACCUCCAACAUGCUAUUCUUUUUGGGUAUAGUUACCAAAGUCCUUGGCUUCGACGACAGAUGUGCGGAACAAGAGGCCAUAUAUCGUGCUUUUUUUUUAGCUCGUCGGACUUGCUUUCCUGAAGAAGAAGGGCAAAAGCAUAGUUCCGGCUCACAAAAUACGCUUUGGCUUUUCAUUUACGAGGCUAUGGCGGGACAAGGGAAGGAUCUGGAGAUUACGGACCUGCUAGGGCCCAGGCCAACAACACUGAACCUGGAAGGUGUCGAUAUUUUCAACCAAGUGAAAGGUUAUAAUCUCCUAGGAGCUUUACUAGCAGAACAAAAAAGGUUGGAAGAGGGUGAAGAAAUCUACCGAAAGCUCCUUUUUGACAGUCUCAAGGAGCUUGGCUCUCGCCACCCUAACGUGCUAAAGGUGCGAGGGCGGAUUGCUACGAUCCUUGCGCGGCGAGACAAGCACAUAGAAGCGGCAGUCCAGUUCCGCCACGUACUUGAGUUGCGCAAGGAGACUCUAAGCCACCUGGCCAAACACGAUGAAGCAGAAGAGUUGGUUCGGGGCUCUCUCCAGAUCCUUCAAAGCCGUCAUGAGAACGGGCAUGUCCCACAAACAUUUUUCCACGCCGUCAUCACCUAUGGUGCCAUUCUCGAGCACCAGGGGAAGACCACACAAUUCAAUGAAUUUCUCAUGAAUCACUGGAAGGUUACAUACGUAGGUGAUUUCGAGGCAUGGGCAGGGGACAGGUUCGAUGUUGCUGAUGAAGGCGAAGAGACAUCAUCGGAUGAAGACGAACCAUAUGACGAGGAUGGGGAUUCAGACAUUGAAGAGUCAGACAUUGAAGGGUCAGAGAGUGAAGUCACAGGCGGUAUUCCGGCUGCAGAACCACCCAAUGCAAGAACCGGAAGGAUUGCCAUCAGCGAUUUGGUUCACGUUGAUAACAUGAUGGGUGUUGCACGCCACGACAAUGGCAUAACUGAGAAGAGAGUACUCUGA